AGUAGGUGAACAAGGCAGUGUUCUACCUGCUUACGACGCGGUAGCCUUCAACGUCCACAUGUCAUUCUCACCAGCAUCCAUCGCCCACAGCCAUGAAGAUCAUCAUAGUCGGCGCAGGCGUCGCAGGUCUCUCGGCAUACCUGAAACUGCGAAAAGUCCUCCCUGAUACAGACUCGCACACAUUUACAAUAUUCGAAUCUCACAAAGACGACGAAACCCAGGUCCAAUCUACAUCGGAUCGAAACGAGCUCAGCGACUCUGCCGCAAUUGUCGGCAACAGCAUCGUUCUGUCUCCCAGCAGUAUACGACUAUUGGCGCAGAUCGACCCGGAGCUGUACACCCGAUUCAAGGGUCGAGGUUACGAGAACCACAAUUUCAGGAUCAGAACUGCGCGAGGGCAUGAGAUUGCUCUUCUGCCGACGAAAGAUGAUGUGCUGCCAGUUGAGGCUGCGAUCUCAUGCCCGAGAUAUGUCCUUUGGGAAUGCUUACAAGAGGUCGUAGGGAAGGACGAUAUUCAACAAGGCAAAGUCGUUGCGGUAGAUGUUCUGCAUGGCCAGAAGCCAGCGGUGAGGCUUGCGAACGGAGAAUUACAUGAAGCCGAUCUUGUGAUUGGCGCAGACGGCGUGCACAGUGUUGUCAAGAAAGGUCUUUUCGGAAAAGAGAAUGAAGACAGAUACGCACCACAAUUUGAGGGCUUCCGCGGCGUGGGAGCAUUCCUCGACAUGGACAUUCCCGACUCCGUCUCGACACACGACAGCAUCGUGGUGACAUUCGGUCCAACGGGCUCCUUUGGGUACUGCUCUUCCGCACCGGCUUCCCACAAAAGGGUCGGAUGGUGGUCCAAUUGGAGAACAACCGAGCCUCCUCUGAGCAGCUUCAUGGAUGCCGAAGAAAUCCAAGCAGGAUUGUACGAUCGCCACAAAACCUGGAAAGAUCCCGUCAUCCAAGCAUGCAUCAAGACAACCACCACAGACCGAAUCUACCCCUUAUGGACAACACCAGACCUGCCUCACUGGGGCACGAACGGAGUCGUUCUGCUCGGUGAUUCUGCUCACACUUUGCAAGCGACAAGCGGACAGGGCGCUGCUCAGGCGCUGGAAGAUGUGGUGACAUUCUCACUCUUGCUCGCCCACUUCACGGCAAAGGCACAGCAAAGCGAAGCUGAACUGAGCGUCGAGCAAGCCAUCGAUGCAGCUUCCAAAGGACUGUUCGAGAUCCGCCAUGCACGAGUGCGCAACAUACGGACACGCGCUCGGAACUUGUAUGCGAGUCGAGGCAGAAUUGACAACGUGGUUUUGGAAUACUUGUACUACGCGUACCUGUACGCGGUCACGAAUGUUCGAUUCAUCGGUAAAGUGGACCUUUGGCCAUUCCCUGAUGCAGCAUACUGA
Messenger RNA from Zymoseptoria tritici IPO323, 1391 nucleotides. RefSeq lists its product as uncharacterized. The record is from RefSeq and is a predicted model, not a curated record. The coding region runs from base 93 to 1391 and encodes 432 amino acids. Lineage: Eukaryota; Fungi; Ascomycota; Dothideomycetes; Mycosphaerellales; Mycosphaerellaceae. Gene Ontology annotation, molecular function: FAD binding; monooxygenase activity. The transcript has 2 exons.